This is a messenger RNA of Paramecium sonneborni, 1518 nucleotides long. The record is from the annotation of a GenBank genome assembly. Lineage: Eukaryota; Ciliophora; Oligohymenophorea; Peniculida; Parameciidae.
AUGUAUAAACCUUCAAGAUCUCUAAGAUAGAGUUAAGAAAAACUCUAUACUCAUAGCAAACCUUCUCCUUAAGCUAGAGCAAUUUCUUUUGUAACAACUAUGGAAGACCCUAUUAGAUAAAUUAGUAGAGAAUUGGAUAAAGAUUUAUAGAAAUAAAAGCUGAAAGUUUAUGAAGCUGAAUUAUUGGAAACAAAAGGUUUAUAUUUGAUUUUAUAGAUUAGAGUAGUAGAGUUCAAUUUUUAUUGAGUUGAAUGAAUAGAAACUGAAAAAUAAAUAAUAAUAAUAACUUAUUGAGAAUUUAGAAUUCAAAGUUUAAAUAGAGAAAAAGGAUUCACUUAUCUAUUAGCAAUAAGUGUAGAGAUUAGAAGAAUAGUACAAUUAUUUAUAAGAUAAUAACAAUACGCAAAAAUAACAGAUAAUCGUUUUAUAAGAGGCUAUAGAGUAAAUUUAGAAAAAGAACAAUCUUGAAAAAGAAAUUAGAAAUGAGAAAGAAUUAUAAUAAGAAAAAGAAAUUAAGUAAAAUUUAUAAUUAAUUUACAAGAUUUUUAUAAAAUGAAAUUAAAAGAUUUUAAGAAGAAAUCUCAAAAUAGAGAGAUCUUAUUUUAUAGAAUAAUUAGUAACAAAAUGCUAAUGAGUUUAUUUAAAUAUUAGAAAAUAAAUUUGAAGUAGUUUAAAAAGAAUUCAUUUUUUAUAAAAAAGAAAAAGAAUAAGAAAUUGAAAAACUUUAAUAAUAGAUAGAGUCAAAUCGAAAUUAAAUUUAAAUAUUGAAUUAAGAAAAUAAAUAAUUAUUAGAAAAAUAAUCAAUAAGCUCAACAACAGAAGAACAUUAAUAAUAAAUUAAAAGUCUAAAAAUAGAAUUAGAAAGCUAAAUAUAAAUAGUUAAAUAGUUAAAUUAAUAAAUAGUAAUAUUAUAAUAACAAAUGAACUAAACAAAUGUGAUUUGUUAAAAUCUAAAAGAAGAAAAAUAAAGUGCAAUAAAAGAAAAACAAGCUAUUGAAACUUAUUAUUUAGAUUAAUUACAGAAACAAGAUGUUUAACUUUCUUAAAUGAUCAAAUCAUCAGUCUAAAAUGAGCAAAAAGCUUAGAUCUAAAAAUUAUAAAUUAUAAUAGAGUAAAAUAAUUAUUUCUAUUGUUUUUAGGCAAAAAGACUUAAUGAUAAGAGAAUUGAGUAUGUAGAAAGAUUGUAAUUGUAAUAAAUAAAUGAAAAAUGAAUAAAAAUUAAUUAUUAGAGAUUUAGAAAAGAAGAAUGCUACUUUAGUUAUGGAGGUUGAAAGAUUAAAUAAAAUUCUAAAAUAAAAAUUAACUGAAUUAGAGAAUCAAACUUCAAGAUCAUGUGAAGAGAAUCAUAAGAAAUACUUAGAAGAAAUUGAGAUUUGGAAAAAUAAAUUCUUAUCCAUUAAUAAACAAUAUCACAUUAGUUAAGAGUAGUUAAUGGUUGUUAAAACAGAAUUAGAUGGUUUAAAAAAAACUAAAUAAAAAGAAAAUAUUGAUCCCAUCUUAAAUAAUAAAAUAGUAUGA